Poecile atricapillus (Black-capped chickadee) is the source of this 1531-nucleotide messenger RNA. It is a transcript of the gene EIF3E, whose product is annotated as eukaryotic translation initiation factor 3 subunit E. Gene Ontology annotation, molecular function: translation initiation factor activity. The record is from RefSeq and is a predicted model, not a curated record. Gene Ontology annotation, cellular component: nucleus; cytoplasm; eukaryotic translation initiation factor 3 complex. The transcript is spliced from 13 exons. The coding region runs from base 70 to 1407 and encodes 445 amino acids. Gene Ontology annotation, biological process: translational initiation. NCBI's taxonomy places the organism in Eukaryota, Metazoa, Chordata, Aves, Passeriformes, Paridae.
GCACCGCGCAGGCGCAGCGCACACAAGAGCUGCGUCGCGCCACUGCCUUUCCUCUCUCCCGGCGCCAAGAUGGCGGAGUACGACCUGACCACCAGGAUCGCGCACUUCUUGGACCGGCACUUGGUCUUCCCGCUGCUGGAAUUCCUCUCCGUCAAGGAGAUAUACAAUGAAAAAGAACUGCUCCAAGGAAAACUGGAUCUCCUUAGUGAUACCAACAUGGUGGAUUUUGCUAUGGAUGUGUACAAAAAUCUUUAUUCCGAUGAAAUUCCUCAUGCCUUGCGUGAGAAAAGAACAACUGUUGUUGCGCAGCUGAAGCAGCUUCAAGCUGAAACAGAACCUAUUGUCAAGAUGUUUGAGGAUCCAGAGACUACGAGGCAAAUGCAGUCCACUAGAGAUGGUCGGAUGCUGUUUGACUAUUUAGCUGAGAAGCAUGGGUUUAGGCAGGAGUAUCUAGAUACACUGUACAGGUAUGCAAAAUUCCAGUAUGAGUGUGGUAACUACUCAGGAGCUGCAGAAUAUCUCUACUUCUUUAGGGUUCUGGUUCCAGCAACAGACAGAAAUGCUUUGAGCUCUCUGUGGGGAAAACUGGCAUCUGAAAUCCUGAUGCAGAAUUGGGAUGCAGCUAUGGAAGAUCUCACAAGACUAAAGGAGACAAUAGAUAAUAAUUCUGUCAGCUCUCCACUGCAGUCUCUUCAGCAAAGAACAUGGCUCAUCCACUGGUCUUUGUUCGUGUUUUUUAAUCAUCCUAAAGGGAGAGACAACAUCAUUGACCUUUUUCUCUAUCAGCCACAGUAUCUCAAUGCAAUUCAGACAAUGUGCCCACAUAUCCUCAGAUAUUUGACUACUGCAGUCAUAACAAAUAAGGAUGUUCGUAAGCGUAGACAAGUGCUGAAAGAUCUAGUCAAGGUUAUUCAGCAGGAAUCCUACACGUACAGGGACCCUAUCACAGAAUUUGUGGAAUGCUUGUAUGUUAACUUUGAUUUUGAUGGAGCGCAGAAGAAGCUGAGAGAGUGUGAAACAGUGCUUGUGAAUGAUUUCUUCUUAGUGGCGUGCCUUGAGGACUUCAUUGAGAACGCCCGUCUCUUUAUAUUUGAGACUUUCUGUCGCAUCCAUCAGUGCAUCAGCAUUGGUAUGUUGGCAGAUAAACUGAAUAUGACUCCUGAAGAAGCAGAAAGAUGGAUUGUCAAUCUAAUUCGAAAUGCACGAUUAGAUGCCAAAUUGGAUUCAAAGCUGGGCCAUGUAGUCAUGGGCAACAAUGCAGUCUCACCUUAUCAACAAGUGAUUGAAAAGACCAAAAGCCUGUCUUUUCGUAGUCAGAUGUUGGCUAUGAACAUUGAGAAGAAACUGAAUCAGAGUGGUAGAUCUGAGGCACCUAACUGGGCUACUCAGGACUCUGGAUUCUAUUGAAACACGUCUGCAGUGGGGACAAAUGUUUAUUUGACUAAAAAGCACAUAAACAUGUAACCGUUUUGAGAAAAGUAAUUAUGUGUUAGAGCUAAUGUUAUUUGAAUAAAAUUGGCUACUUUUAUCA